Molecule: messenger RNA, 951 nt
Organism: Symbiodinium necroappetens
Lineage: Eukaryota; Dinophyceae; Suessiales; Symbiodiniaceae
Source: the annotation of a GenBank genome assembly
AUGGAUCUGGUGCAGAUUAGGACAGUCUUUCGCUUCGUGAACUUGGAUUUCUCGGCGCAGUUGGUCCUAGGCUUUUCGCUGGCAUAUCUCAUUCUGAUUGCAGCGACUGUGGCAUACAGCAUGGUCAUUGGGGUGCCGAAGCCGUUGCCCUGGGAUGGGUUCUUCAGCAAGGCGGACAACUUCAUCAUGUGUGUUACUUCGAUCUUGGUGGCCGGCACCACGCUGAUCCUGACAAAUGCACUGGUGUGGGUAGUCCUGGGCUCACUCAUCAGACCUACGGACUUAAUCCCCUAUGCCAUUAUGGUUGCAGCAGUUGCCACGAUGGGGCAUAGCAUGCUUUCUAAGUUCCGUGGCAUGAAGAACUACUGCCAGUCCCAGAUGGUCGACUUGCUCGAUGCGGCCCUGGUCGCCAUCUUCAAGGUCAUGGCAAGAGACAAGACGAUGAUGUCCACGGUGGAGGAUCGGAAAGAGAAGUUCGAAGCCUUGAAGGUUCAGGUUGCCAAACUGCUCCCGGAUUUGGAUCUACACGUUGGCAAAGCGAUGGAGAAGAUGGUGCGUGCAGGAAGGCAGCGCGGAGGGACUGAUGAAUUCCUCAGCAAGCUCCACCUUGACCACGAAGCGGGCCCGCAGGACAGCCAAGCCCGCGAACUCCACAUGCAGCUGGCCACGCCAUCGGCAGAACACAAGUCAGCUGACAAGGAGAGGGAGCGGAAGGUGAAGAAGCUCUCCAAACACUUGGUACUCCACUCAAAAACCGUUGAGCUCAUGCUAGACUGCUUUGAGAAUCGGGUGGUCCUCAAGCGCUUAAGUGACAGCGCUGCAGCUCACAGCAACAGCUCGGCAUCUACUCUGGCUUCGUUGGUCUCUAUAGCAAGGAGAGACUGUUUGUUUGGGCAUUUUCUGAGACCCCUGGAGGCAGAGUUUGUCAAGCACAAAAUGCAUCUUGCAUAG